Messenger RNA from Aspergillus nidulans FGSC A4, 1629 nucleotides. Its product is annotated as KH domain-containing protein. Gene Ontology annotation, molecular function: nucleic acid binding; RNA binding; mRNA binding. The record is from RefSeq and is a predicted model, not a curated record. NCBI's taxonomy places the organism in Eukaryota, Fungi, Ascomycota, Eurotiomycetes, Eurotiales, Aspergillaceae. Bases 1 to 1629 code for a protein of 542 amino acids. The transcript is spliced from 4 exons.
AUGUUGACCAGGUUGGGGAGACUUGAAACAGCAUUAUUAGAAAAAGUUAGAGAUCAGAACAGAUUGUACACUGAGCAAGGGUGCAGAGGUAUCGCAGUGGUUGGUUCCUCCCGCCCUGAACACCAAACCAACCACAACCACUACCACAGCGGCGCCUUUCUUCAUCCUCUCCCUCUUUUCACCCUCUCCACCUUCUCUUCUCCCCCAUCAUCAGACUCCUCCUCCGUGUCCUCUCCAUCUCUUUUCCUGUCUAUCCCCUCCUCAUCCUUCUCCUUCCUCCUCUCUUCAACCUCUCUUCUAUUCCUCCCGUCAAAUCUCCCGCUUCCUUCAAUCUCCUUACAAAUCCUCGCAUUCCUCGCAACCUCCACCUUCCCCCGCCCGCCGAAACCCCUCUGGAUUCGCCCCGAUUCUCGCAGGUUUUCUCGCCUGAGGAUUACAUUUCCCCAUAUUGACCCUCUUAUUGUCCUUCUCGCUCCGCUUUCUUUGCUACUCAGGCUCUUAAGUCAUAUCCUACCUGUCUCCUCAUCUACGACACCUUUAAAACUUGAGAACAUGGACACCACCGACAUCCACGAGACCCCCAUCGCCGACGAGACGAUGACUGAUGCCGUCAACGUUGGUGACGAGGGUGAUUUGGAAGUCGCUCCUAAGACCGAAGAAGAGUAUGCGCAGUCCAUGCUGACUCUUCGCGCCAUCGUUUCUUCCAAGGAAGCGGGCGUCAUCAUCGGCAAGGCGGGUAAAAACGUCGCCGAUUUGCGCGAUGAGACUGGCGUUAAGGCCGGCGUAAGCAAGGUGGUUCCCGGCGUUCAUGAUCGCGUCCUUACCGUGACUGGUGCUCUGAGUGGUACUGCUAGAGCUUAUGCUCUAGUCGCCAAGGGACUGUUGGAAGGAGCCCCGCAGAUGGGCAUGGGUGGAAUUGUUUCCAACAACGGCACCCAUCCUAUUCGACUGUUGAUUUCUCAUAACCAAAUGGGCACCAUUAUCGGACGGCAGGGAUUGAAAAUCAAGCAUAUUCAGGACGCUUCGGGUGUGCGUAUGGUCGCUCAGAAGGAGAUGCUGCCUCAGUCCACCGAACGCAUUGUUGAAGUGCAGGGCACCCCGGAAGGAAUUGAGAAGGCCAUCUGGGAGAUUGGAAAGUGUCUUAUUGAUGAUUGGCAACGUGGAACAGGAACGAUCCUGUACAAUCCCGCCGUGCGUUCGUCAGUCGGUAGCGGUUCGAUCCAGCAUAACGGUGGCAAUAGCGACAGCUACAACAGCCGCCCUUACAACCGUACCGGUAACGGCGCUGACUUCAGUGACCAGUCCGGCGGGUAUGGCAGACGGUCCAACCCUGAUACCAGCAACCGCGGCUACCCUCUCGUCACCGAGGAUGGCGAGGAGAUCCAGACGCAGAACAUCAGUAUUCCCGCUGACAUGGUUGGAUGUAUCAUCGGCAGAGGUGGAACCAAGAUCACGGAGAUCCGCCGGAGCUCCGGGGCCCGUAUUUCUAUUGCCAAGGCUCCUCACGAUGAAACCGGAGAACGCAUGUUCACCAUCAUGGGAAGCGCCCAGGCAAACGAAAAGGCCCUGUAUCUUCUGUACGAGAACCUUGAGGCCGAGAAAACUCGCCGCAGUCAGCUGCAAGAGUGA